AUGGCCCUCGAAUACGCCGACCUCGCUCCCUGCGGUCAAAUAUGCAUCAAGAGCAUGUUUGAACAGGCAUACAACAUGAACUGCCCCCCGUAUCCCGACGGCCGGCCGAAUGUUGAAUGCCUUUGCAAAGACGCCAACUUCCUCAACGGCAUCCACGACUGUGCUUUUGCGACCUGCAAUACCCCGGACGCUGAAAACACUGUUAGUCUCGCUGCGAUAUAUUGCACGGAUCCAAAAUACAAAUCCCCUGACUGUCCCUGCCUGGACCCGCUCCUGCAACCUGGCGCUUCGCCUGCGAUUAUCGCCCCCGCGCCCGAAGUCAAUUCCAAUUCCGACUCCGGCUCUGGUUCCCCCGCGAACAACGACGAUGUCUCGAAUUCCUCUGACUCGACAACCUCGAACCCAAACUCGAACUCGAACACGAACUCGGACGACGGCGCCAUCCCCAACGGCGGUAACAACGACAACACCUUCGUCGCUACUCCCACCACUAACGGUGAUGGUGCUGUGUCGUCUAAUGAUGUGGAAACAGGAGAAGGAGGAGGAUUAAAGACGGUUACUGCGUAUGUGGCUCCUAAAGUUAGUGAGUUGGGUAAUACUGCUUCUGCUGGUGCUAGCAAGACGAAUGAGCUGGAUCAUGCAGAUGCUAGUACGCCCACGUCUACUAGUUCGGGUGCGACGGAGAAGAAUGGCACCGGGGCUAGGGAGAUGGGGAAUUUGCGGGAGAGGGUGUUGUUGGCUGUUGUGUUGGGGUUUGUGAUGGUUCUUUAG
Molecule: messenger RNA, 771 nt
Organism: Neurospora hispaniola
Lineage: Eukaryota; Fungi; Ascomycota; Sordariomycetes; Sordariales; Sordariaceae
Exons: 3
Coding region: 1-771 (256 amino acids)
Source: RefSeq, a predicted model, not a curated record